Molecule: messenger RNA, 2368 nt
Organism: Trematomus bernacchii (emerald rockcod)
Lineage: Eukaryota; Metazoa; Chordata; Actinopteri; Perciformes; Nototheniidae
Gene: f11r.1
Product: F11 receptor, tandem duplicate 1
Exons: 10
Coding region: 205-1107 (300 amino acids)
Biological process (GO): intestinal absorption; cell adhesion; regulation of membrane permeability
Cellular component (GO): bicellular tight junction
Source: RefSeq, a predicted model, not a curated record
CUUGUUGUCACCUGGGUGGACUCCUCAGGUGAGAGCUCACGGUAAAUGCUGAAGAAACAGCGAUACAGUCAAUUAAGAGUUGCGAAAUAUACACGUUUGGUUCAUUAUUCGACGUAAGGAAAAUUAUUUUCAACUUUCUGUUGCUUUUUCCAGGAUUAUAGUAAGGGACGCGUCGUGUAGCGGAAGAGGACCGAAUUGGUCGACAUGUUUUCCACCGGGUUGGUUUCGGUGGCUUUGUUCUUCCUCUCUGCAACAGGUGUAAGAGGCUUUGCAGUCACCACCAACAACAACAAUGUGCGGGUCAAAGAGAAUGAAGGGACGGACCUCACAUGCAAGUAUUCAGCCGACUUCGGUAACAAUGCCAGGGUUGAGUGGAAAUUUAAAGACCUAAAAGGCUCACAGACGUAUGUGGUGUUUGAUGGGAAACCAACACAGCCGUACGCCGGCCGAGUGACCAUGUACGGCAAUAACCUAAGAAUCUCCAAAGUGACCCGUAAAGAUAACGGAGUGUACAUCUGCGAAGUGUCCGCCGUAGGCCAGUUUGGGGAUGUCCGAGUGCAGCUGACUGUGUUGGUGCCUCCAUCUCCGCCCAUGUGUCGGAUCCCGUCCUCAGUGACGACGGGCAAGGUGGCCAUGUUGACCUGCCAUGAUGGCGACGGCUCCCCCCCCCCCACGUACAAUUGGUACAAAGACAGCAUCCUUAUGCCCACUGAUCCCAGCAAGAUAGCUGGCUUCCAAAACGCCACUUACAAGCUGAAUGCAGCCAGCGGCAACCUGGAGUAUCCCGCUGUAACCAAGAUGGACUCCGGACAGUACUACUGUGAGGCUGUCAACGAUGCUGGUCCUCCGCAGCGCUGCAAAGGCCUGAAAAUGGAAGUCCUUGACGUGAACACUGGAGGAAUUGUGGCCGGGGUUAUUGUGGCUCUGCUGCUCGUGCUGCUGCUGGGACUUGGCAUUUGGUAUGCCCACAAGAAAGGAUACCUGCCCAAGAAAGCUGAGAGCAAACCAAAGCCCAGCGUGGUGUACCAGCCGACGUCUUUGCAUUCUGGUGACGGUGGUGAUGAAGAAGAUGGGGAAUUCAAACAGAAGUCGUCGUUCGUGGUAUAGUCUUCAAAAGGGAGAUAACCUUUGUUUUAAAUGUCUCUCGGCGUGGGACUUUUCUGAAGUUUUUAGUGAUGUCUGUCAUUUUAUUAGCUCCUAAAUGGCAGUUUUUUAUGGACCAUUGUGAUUGUUUGAGUUGAAUUGGACUGUCUGCUUUAUUGUCUCACAUGCUUCCAGGUUAUAGGACAUCAUUUAGCAAAUGUAGGUUGUGAGACUGCUUUAAUUCUUUUAUAGGUUGUUUUAAUGAAAUUACUCAUGGCUACUUGUGACCUGUUUCAGCCUCAAACGAUUUACCAUCUAUGUUUGGAUUGUGUUUCUGUGUGCAUCCUCAUACUGUGUGUGUUUGCGUUUAUCUUUUUACACAAACUUCUCUAAUGUACAAUAUUGUUUUUCUAUUAAAGUUUGUUUUUCUUGUAAAUAACUAAACAGUUUUUACAGUUGUAAUUUAAAAUCAUCUUAUCCCUGAGCUUCCUGACAUUAACUUGAAACUAUACUACUACUGCUUUUGGGACAUUAACCAUUUAGAUGCACAUUCCCAUUUCUAGUUAAACUUGUAUUAUAUUUGUCUGGUCUUGGUGUCUGAUUUGUAAGUAUUUUAAACUUUUUGAAUUACAUUUGCUCAACUAAUUAGUAUUUAUCAGGGUGUAGACUUGACACUUCAGUCAACUUCCUGUUGAAACAAACGGACAUCAGCCUUCCUGUUGAGUGGAAGUUGACGAUGAUGUGUUAAAAAAAGUUUUUAAAUAAUUGCCUGCCUUGGGUUUUUUUCUCCAUAAGAGUGAUAAAACAGAUGUAAAAGCUCUGAACAUUCAACAUUACACCCUGCAAAUAAAAAGUUUAUAUUAAUUUAGAAAGAGUAUUAAACAAGGGGUUAAAUUUAAAGGAAAUGUAAGUUCAUAAAAAAGUGCAAGGGUAAUCAAAAUGCAAUAAACCCAAUGCAGGCAAGGCCUCUUGUGUUGCCUUAUAUUAACGAUAAAUUACCCAAACUCUUGUGAGAUGAUGGUCCUAAUAUUAGUUCUGUCUGUCUCCAUGCACAAAGAUUAUAUUAUUUGUUACCCUUGACGUUUUUUUAAUUCUCAGGUCAUGUGUUUUAGUGGUACGAUCAUGUCAGACAUCAAUAUAUCAUGAGUUUAUAAUAUAUAAUCUUUCAGUUAAAAUAUUCACACUUAAAACACUAUUUUCUACAUUACUUCACCUUUCCAUGGUAGAGAAUUUAGAGCUGAUGAUUGUAACUUUGUCUUAUAUUUGGUUAAUAAAAUGUUGUUGA